Messenger RNA from Psilocybe cubensis, 2316 nucleotides. RefSeq lists its product as uncharacterized. The coding region runs from base 1 to 2316 and encodes 771 amino acids. The transcript has 4 exons. Gene Ontology annotation, biological process: protein phosphorylation. Gene Ontology annotation, molecular function: ATP binding; protein kinase activity. The record is from RefSeq and is a predicted model, not a curated record. Lineage: Eukaryota; Fungi; Basidiomycota; Agaricomycetes; Agaricales; Agrocybaceae.
AUGUCCCAACCCUCUGUUCACCAGCUCUUCGAACGCCUAGAGACAAUCGGGAAGGGUGCUUACGGAUCUGUUCACAAAGGAAGGCAUAUACCCUCAGGAAAUGUUGUAGCUCUCAAAAUUAUCAACCUCGAUACCUCGGACGAUGAUGUCGGCGACAUUCAGCGCGAAGUCGCCCUCCUGUCUCAAUUAAGAGAUUGCCCCAAUAUCACGAAAUACUACGGUUGCUAUCUAGAUGGUCCCCGUGUAUGGAUAGCCAUGGAACUUGCCCAGGGAGGUAGUGUGCUUUCGUUAAUGAAAGCCUCCAAAGACGGUUGUAUCGAAGAGAAAUAUGUCGCGGUCAUCAUUAGGGAGGUUCUUGUAGCACUGAGUUAUCUCCACAAAGUGCCCGUUAUCCAUCGCGACAUGAAAGCUGCAAACGUACUCGUGACUGAUAUAGGAAAGGUUAUGCUAUGUGACUUUGGCGUGUCUGCACUUUUGGCAACGACUUCCAGCAAACGCAAUACGCUGACUGGGACUCCUUAUUGGAUGGCCCCCGAGGUGGUGCAAACAGUUCCGGCAUACGAUACCAAAGCAGACAUUUGGAGCUUGGGAAUUAUGAUAUACGAAAUGAUCAAGGGAACGCCUCCCCACUCCAACCUGGACAAGUUCCAAGUCAUGGACCUUAUUCCGAGAAUUAAACCACCACGUCUUGCCGAAGUAGAAGCAAGUAAAGACCUACGCGACUUCAUGGCUUAUUGUCUAAAAGAGUCUCCGGUAGAGCGUCUCCCGCCAGACGAACUUUCGAGGACAAAGUGGAUGAAGUCAGUUGCCAAAAUCCCCGUUGCUUUGUUAAAGGAUCUUGUCUUCCGACUCCAGCAAGCAGGGCCCCGCGCCAGUUUGGCGGAACCAUUGGAUUGGGAGAGUGGCGAAACAAACAGCAUUGUCGGUGAUGACAAUAGUUGGGAAUUUGACACCAUUAGACAUGGCCCAUUUACUAGCGUGAAUAAUGCAUAUAAUGACGAACACGAUGACUUGCCACCUGAACCUUCAAAUCAGGCCACCAUUCGGGCACAGAACUCGACAAACUUUCCAUCUUCUUUGCGUUCCCUUUUCGAUGAUAACGAUUUCCCGCAAUCCGACGCCAUACGUCAAAACAAUAACUCUUUAGAUAUACCUACUCAACCUUCUCUAUCUGGUGAGCGAAUUAUUGACGAAACUCAAGCACAGCAAAUACUUCCUUCGACUUUAUCGGUCACCAUAAAUCAUGGAGCACUUAGGCCACCCAAUGCAAGCAAUAGUCCUAUACAGGAUCCCUCUACGAAAUUUGAUACAUCCCCUGAGCCCCACGAUAGUCCCCCUAACGAACCAUUGUCUGACGAUGAUUAUGCUCUUGAUUUUUCUCAUGAUAUCAGCUCGCGUACAAGAAAUCCAACAAAAGAAGACAAUUCAUCGUUGCAAUCAAGUGAUAAUUCGCCACCAGAGAGUUUUGGUGCCCCCAAACGUCGUGACAUUGACCUUGCAUCACCGUCUUCUUUUCAGUUUCCGCGUCCAUCCCGAUUGGAUUUUCAACACGAUGAUCCACUCCCUAUGUCACCGGAUCGUCAAUUUCCUUCAACAUCUGGUACCCCAAUGCUUACACACCAAAAUGCGCUAUCCCUGGAUGUGUCGUCACGGCCAGUCAGACACGAUCUAUCUCCUCCAAUUUCGCGUUCACGAUCUGCGACCACUCCCCCGCCACUAUCCCUGACCCAUCCUGAUUUCGAUGCCAGGUCAGUCCCUAUUAUCGAUGUCAAGAAAACUGCCGAAAACAUUCCGUAUACGCCAUCUUUUGUUCGAGGAGCACCAGGUUUGAAAGAUGUCCUCAAGAUUCCUUCUCUAUCAGCUGGAAUUCAUGGGGACCUCCUUCCACCUUCUCCAUCUGCAGCAGUAAAUGGUGCACGUUACUUCCCACCUGGUAUCUCAAAUUUGGUACCUGCAUCAGCCCUCAGAUCGUCCUCGGAAGACUCUCAUAACCAUGAAAAUUCAAUCGCUCCUCAGUCCAUCAAACUGACAAAUGGAACACGAUUACAUCCACACAGAAGACUAAACAUCUCCGCCUCGAAUCCAGAUGUCUAUAUCACGCGCCCCUUGGACUAUUCUAACCUGAUUCUGGGGAAUUCCCAAACUGUUGAACUUGAUCGAACGUUAAAGUCUCUUGCACAUUGGUUAGCAACUGUUGAAUCUGGACUAAACAACAUGUUGGAUAAUGCAAUCGAAGAAGAAAGCGACGGUGAUUUUGGUGCAGAAUCACCCAUCCCCGACAGCUGGCAAACGGAGGUGAAUGAUAACAUAUCAUAA